AUGGCAGCCUUUUGCGCAAGAAGUGUACGGUUCAGCACAGCAAGGCUCGCCGGCAGACAACUGAGAUGGCAGUCCUCAUACUCUCAUCUCGAGGCAGACAUGACGGCCAGGAAGAUUCGUCCAGUCUUUGAUGAUCUGACUCCCCAAAACUCCUUCAGACUCAAUGUCUCGCUGGCCGACUUCUUGCCAAACACACGUGCACCACUCACACCUCCAGCACCGAACGAUCCCCUCCCUCUGCCAAUCCCCCACCACUUACUAUACUUCGAACCUACGAAGCCUCCGUCAGACCUGCUGCCCGAUGGUACAAAUCCCGAUCAUUCGCCUGGUGACCCCUUCGUCCGCCGUAUGUGGGCUGGCGGCAGUGUUUUGUUCAACUCUGACAAUCCUCUCCUGAUGGACAACAGCCGUGCUGUGUGUGUUGAGGGCAUUCGAGACGUCGCCGUCAAGGGCAAGCCUGGUGAUGAGAAGGUCUUUGUCGGCAUUGAACGUCGCCUGGCCGCCUUGAGUCCAGACGAGGAAAAGGCCAUGGCAGACGCCAAUGGUCAGGAAGACAAGAUACUCGCUCUGGAGGACCAGAUUCGACAGAGAUUGUGGAUGCCCUCGGACGUCGACUUUGGUCCUGCCAACAUCAUCGAACGUCGCAACAUUGUCUUCAUGCGUGAGCGAACUCCCGAAGAAGCGAGACAAGCGGUUGCCGCCGCCAAAAAGCCUGGAAAGAUGUUGAAGCCUCAACACGAGCCAGACUUCCAUCACACUCUCCGCCCAGACGCACAGCUCCUGUUCCGCUACAGUGCCUUGACCUUCAAUGCCCACUCCAUUCAUUUGGACACUCAGUACUGUCAAAACGUCGAGGGCCAUAAACAUUUGCUAGUCCAUGGGCCUCUUUCUUUCACCCUCAUGUUGACCAUCUUGCAACAGCAGUCGGCCAAAGAAGGGGGUCGCGAGAAGAUCAAAUCCGUCGAGUAUAGAAACCUCGCUCCGUUGUACGCUUAUGAUCCUCUGAAGAUCUGUGGGAGAAAAUCAGAUCAUGACAAGUAUGACGUUUGGGCUGAGACUCCAGAAGGUGGUAUUGCCGUCAAGGGCUCCGUGAAGACCAAGCAGGUAUAG
This is a messenger RNA of Aureobasidium pullulans EXF-150, 1110 nucleotides long. RefSeq lists its product as uncharacterized. NCBI's taxonomy places the organism in Eukaryota, Fungi, Ascomycota, Dothideomycetes, Dothideales, Saccotheciaceae. Gene Ontology annotation, molecular function: (3R)-hydroxyacyl-[acyl-carrier-protein] dehydratase activity. Bases 1 to 1110 code for a protein of 369 amino acids. The transcript has 2 exons. Gene Ontology annotation, cellular component: mitochondrion. The record is from RefSeq and is a predicted model, not a curated record.